AUUCUUGUCACAGUUGCUGAAAUAUGUCAUAAUAGGUUGCCAAGGAAGUUGUUAUACAUCAUGGAUUCAAGUAUUCUCCCAGUCAUCCUCAAUCACAUAAAACAUGUUUUGAUAUUUUCUAAGAAAGUAGCUUCAUGGGACUCCCCUAUUCCCUUUUCUGGGAGAUGGACCCUCCCAAAAAGCCUUUGAAUUUAAUUUCAAAUCCGGAGUAUGAAUGCCGAAAGGAUGACUCUUGUGGGGCAAUAGGGAACUUUCUGCUUUGGUACUUUGCCAUUAUGUUGUUCCUGAUGAUCCUCUAUAGGGCUUCUCUCUGGAUGUCUGAGAAAAAGGAUAUAUCAUUAUCAACUGACAGUGGGACAGGUGGCUCAGGAUGUAAAGAUGCCUACUGUAAGCGACAUAACAAAAGCGCCAUCUGGGACUCUUUUAGAAAGAUCUUUAAGAAGAAACCCAAACACAUGCAACUUUCCCCUGUAACUGACUCAGAAGUGGCCCUUGUGAAUGCCUACCUAGAAAGGAGAAGAGCCAGGCUUCACUCUCAGCUGAACCAGAUGAAUCAAGGCCUCCAUGACAGUGACACCACGGACAGGGACAGCAUGGACUCCAACUCAGGAGCCUCCUCCUGGAAGGAGAGUGAGACGGAACAUCACCCAACACCAGCCAGCCUUCGGAGAAGAAAGAUAGCUCAAAGGCAGAGGAACCUUGGCAGCUAUCAAAUCAGGGAAAGGCCUUGCCUCCACUGCAAAGCCAUGAGAACCAGUGAAUGGCUGACUCGCCACUUCCUUCAUCCUCCUACAGCACCUCCUCCAGUAGAUGGAGAUAUUCCAGAGGAGAAUUCUCUGAUAGAAAUUAACACAAAAUUCAGUCGAAUUUGAGCUUUAUCCAGUUCUUAGUUACUUGAUGCAAAAUGAAUAAGAGAUUAAAACAAGUAUGAAAUAUCAACCAGAAGGUCAAGGUAGUGAGGCUUUACAAUAAAGUCUCUCUACUAAUGACAA
Messenger RNA from Monodelphis domestica (gray short-tailed opossum), 992 nucleotides. RefSeq names its product serine rich single-pass membrane protein 1 (gene SSMEM1). The record is from RefSeq and is a predicted model, not a curated record. Lineage: Eukaryota; Metazoa; Chordata; Mammalia; Didelphimorphia; Didelphidae.